AUGUUUACUUCCCUAGUCGAGGCGCUCAACUUGAAAGAAGAUCUCUUACGAGGUAUCUACGCAUACAAUUUCGAAAAGCCAUCUGCUAUCCAACAGCGAGCGAUCAUUCCUAUAAUGAGAGGGCGAGACGUCAUCGCUCAAGCUCAAUCCGGUACAGGUAAAACUGCAACAUUCUCUAUCUCAGCUCUACAAUCUAUCGACACGAAGAUUAGAGAAACUCAAGUAUUGGUUCUUUCCCCAACAAGAGAAUUGGCUAUUCAGAUCCAAACUGUCGUUCUGGCUUUGGGAGAUUACAUGAAUGUUUCGUGUCAUGCUUGUAUUGGUGGAACCUCGGUUGGAGAAGAUAUCAGGAAGUUGGAAGCUGGUCAACAGGUCGUUAGCGGUACGCCUGGUAGAGUGUUUGACAUGAUCAGAAGAAGGAAUCUGAGGACCAAGGACAUCAAGAUGCUCAUCCUCGAUGAAUCCGAUGAACUUCUCAACAAAGGUUUCAAGGACCAAAUCUACGAUAUCUACCGAUACCUUCCUCCCGCUACUCAAGUUGUCGUCGUAUCUGCUACACUCCCUCACGAUGUACUCGAAAUGACGACCAAGUUCAUGACUGAUCCUAUCCGAAUCUUGGUCAAGCGUGAUGAGUUGACUUUGGAAGGUAUCAAGCAGUUCUUUGUAGCUGUUGAGAAAGAAGAUUGGAAAUUUGACACUCUGUGUGACCUGUAUGAUACCCUCACCAUCACUCAAGCUGUCAUUUUCUGUAACACCCGAAGAAAGGUCGAUUGGCUUACUGAAAAGAUGAGGGAGGCAAACUUUACUGUCAGCAGCAUGCAUGGUGAGAUGGUACAGAAAGAGAGAGAUGCUAUUAUGGCUGAGUUUAGAGGUGGUCAAAGUCGAGUGCUCAUCACCACCGACGUGUGGGCAAGAGGUAUCGAUGUUCAACAAGUAUCAUUAGUCAUUAACUACGAUUUACCCACAUCGCGUGAAAACUACUUGCACAGAAUAGGUAGAUCAGGUCGAUUCGGUCGAAAAGGUGUGGCUAUCAACUUCGUUACCGUGGAAGAUGUCAGGAUCUUGCGAGAUAUCGAACAAUAUUACUCUACCCAGAUUGACGAAAUGCCCAUGAACGUCACUGAACUUACAUAG
Molecule: messenger RNA, 1134 nt
Organism: Kwoniella mangroviensis CBS 8507
Lineage: Eukaryota; Fungi; Basidiomycota; Tremellomycetes; Tremellales; Cryptococcaceae
Product: ATP-dependent RNA helicase FAL1
Exons: 4
Coding region: 1-1134 (377 amino acids)
Cellular component (GO): catalytic step 2 spliceosome; nucleolus
Molecular function (GO): mRNA binding; RNA helicase activity; ATP binding
Source: RefSeq, a predicted model, not a curated record